AUGUGGUGGAUGCUGUUUCCGCGCUGGAUCUGGUUCCUGACGUGUGUGUCAGUGUGGAUGGAGCUCCAGGUCGGAGUUUUGACCCACAUUGACUAUACGCACGGGGGGAUCUGCCCCAAUGAUAUGAACCCCAACCUGUGGGUAGACGCCAUGAGCACCUGCACACGAGAGUGUGAAUCUGACCAGGAGUGCGAGUCCUAUGAGAAGUGUUGUCAAAAUGUGUGUGGGAAUCGAAGCUGUGUGGCAGCCCGUUAUGUGGAUGGAAAGAAGGGCCCCGUGGGAAUGCCAAAGGAAGCAACCUGCGCCAAUUUCAUGUGCACUCAGCAGGGCUCUGAGUGCGACAUCUGGGACGGUCAGCCGGUGUGCAAAUGCCGGGACCGCUGUGAGAAGGAGCCACAUUUCACCUGCGCCUCUGAUGGCAUGACCUACUACAACAAGUGCUACAUGGAUGCAGAGGCGUGCUCUAAGGGCAUCACCCUGACCGUUGUCACGUGCCGCUUCCAUCUGAUGUGGCCCAACACGAGCCCUUCUCUGCCCCAGGUGACCACUCUCCGGCCAACCACUGCGACCCUUCAGGCGACUAUCCCACCCACCACCGAGCCUCAGCCACCUGUACUGAUAAGCAGCCCCACUCCACAGACUGUGAAUGUCGGGGAAACGGCAAGCUUCCUGUGUGACAUCAUCGGUCGCCCCCGGCCUGAGAUCACAUGGGAGAAGCAGAUGCCUGAUGGGGUAGAGAGGGUUCUCAUGAGGCCCAAUCAUGUUAGGGGUAACAUGGUGGUCACAAACAUCGGUCAGCUUGUCAUCUAUAACGCCCAGCUGCGUGAUUCAGGGGUCUACACCUGCACGGCUCAGAACCCAUCUGGUUUAGUGCAAGCCAAACACCCAUUCACUGUGCUGCCCACAGAGUUACACAAAACUCCUGAACCCAAGAACCAGACCCGCUGCCUGCCUGACGAAUGUCUGAAACCCCUUGACAGCGCAGAGGAUUGUGGGAGUGAGCUGCAGAAAGUCAGCUGGUACUACGAGUCCAAAUCCAACAACUGCUUCUCCUUUACGCACUGCCACAACAACAGCCAGCAGCCCAGGAAGGUGUUCCAGACAUAUGAGGAGUGCAUGCAGUGCUGUGGUCCGGAACUGUCUGGCCCCUGUGGGCUCCCCACCCUGCAAGGCCCCUGCAAGGCAUACGAGCCGCGGUGGGCGUACAGCACCACCCUACAGCAGUGUCAGUCCUUCAUUUACGGAGGUUGUGAAGGAAAUGAAAACAACUUUGAAUCUAAAGAAGGCUGCGAGGAGAUGUGCCCCUUCCCAAAAAACCAAAACUGCAAGGCCUGUAAGCCGAGAGGCAAGAUGGUGACGAGCUUCUGCCGCAGCGACUUCGUCAUCCUGGGUCGCAUGUCUGAGCUCACAGAGGAGAAAGACUCAGGCCACGCCCUCGUGACUGUGGAGGAGAUCUUCAAAGAUGAGAAGAUGGGUCUCCGCUUCUUUGGCAAGGAGCCCCUGGAGGUCACUUUCAUCAACAUGGACUGGAACUGCCCAUGCCCCAACAUCACAGCUGCUGCUGCAGAGGGCCAGGUCAUCAUCAUGGGCAAUGUCAGCGAUGGCAUGGCCAUCCUUCAGCCUGAGAGUUACAUGGGAGCAUCUAGCCCUCGUCGGGUACGGAAACUGAAAGAGGUCAUCUCUAAGAACACAUGUGACAUUCUCAAAGCGAUCACCAACAGCCCUCAGUAG
Molecule: messenger RNA, 1731 nt
Organism: Pelmatolapia mariae (spotted tilapia)
Lineage: Eukaryota; Metazoa; Chordata; Actinopteri; Cichliformes; Cichlidae
Product: WAP, Kazal, immunoglobulin, Kunitz and NTR domain-containing protein 2-like
Exons: 2
Coding region: 1-1731 (576 amino acids)
Biological process (GO): transforming growth factor beta receptor signaling pathway
Cellular component (GO): extracellular region
Molecular function (GO): serine-type endopeptidase inhibitor activity; receptor antagonist activity; transforming growth factor beta binding
Source: RefSeq, a predicted model, not a curated record